CAUCCUCGCGGGGAGGAGACCGCAGCCAGCCGCAGGAGCCGUGCAGGAAGCAUCCCCGGAUCACGCUGAAGCGCUCGGACCGGCGGACCAUGCCGGCUCCCUGCAACCCGGAGGGGGGCAAACUCGCUUUUUGCUGACACGAAAGCCAACCCCCCCCCCCCCACCAACACACCCAAUAUAGAUACAUUUAUAUGUAUAAUCUUGUCCUUCACGGAGCCGGUGUGUAAAGAGUGAGAGCUGUUUUCCUUUCUCUCCUCCUCCUCUUCUUCACCCUCCUCCUCCUCCUCCUCCUCCUCUUCUCUCUUAAGUGUACAGACCCGCAUCACACCACCUGGUUCGCUACUGAGAUACGGCACCGCUCCUUUUUAGGGACCACAGAGACUGAAAAAGAGAGAGAGAGAGAGAGACAGACAGACAGAAAGAGAGAGAGAGGAAGAAGAAAAAGAAAAGAAGAAGACAUUCUAAUGGAGAUUGAUACCCCGAAAUAAAAUAAUAAAUUUGGACUCUUGUCCCCUCCUCCCAUCCCACCCCCUCAUCCCUGUGUGAGAUGCAGGGCAUCUUCACGAGACAUUGUCGAGAAGUCGCAGUGGUUGGACAGGCGUAAGGGGGAGGGGGGCAGGCUCUCUCUUACCUCCACUCCCUCCCCCCCCUCUUUUUUCUCUCUGGGAGGAGGAGGAGGUGAAGGGGGGUUGCAGAGCGAGCGAUGGAUGAGGAAAACAUGACGAAAAGCGAGGAACAGCAGCCUCUGAGUUUGCAGAAAGCCUUGCAGCAGUGCGAAUUGGUCCAGAACAUGAUAGAGUUGAGCAUCUCCAACCUGGAAGGGCUUAGGACCAAAUGUGCUACCUCCAACGACCUCACACAGAAAGAGAUCCGGACCCUGGAGAGCAAGCUGGUGAAGUACUUUAGCCGGCAGCUGUCCUGCAAAAAGAAGGUGGCGCUCCAGGAACGAAACGCCCAGCUGAACGGCUUCCCCCAGCUCCGGCACUGGUUCCGGGUCGUGGAUGUGCGCAAGGAAGUCCUGGAGGAAAUCUCCCCUGACCAGCUGAGCCUAGAGGACCUGCUGGAGAUGGCCGAUGAGCAGGUGUGUGAGACCGUGGAGAAGUAUGGAGCCAACCAGGAGGAAUGUGCCCGGCUCAACGCCUCCCUUUCCUGCCUAAGGAAUGUGCAUAUGUCAGGAGGGAACCUCUCCAAGCAAGACUGGAUCAUCCAGUGGCCCACCACCGAGACGGGCAAGGAGAACAACCCCGUGUGCACCCAGGAGUCCACGCCAUGGCUCCGCACCCACCUCUCCCAGAGCCCCAGGGUGCCGUCUAAGUGUGCCCAGCAUUACUGUCACAGCAGCCCCAUGCCCGGGGCCCCUGUGUACACCCACGUGGACAGGCUCACUGUGGACGCUUACUCGGGCUUGUGCCCUCCACCGCCCUUGGAGUCGGGCCACCGGUCCCUGCCUCCAUCCCCCAGGCAGCGGCAUGCGGUCCGCACCCCGCCCCGCACGCCAAAUAUAGUUACCACCGUGACCCCUCCUGGCACGCCACCCAUGAGGAGGAAGAACAAACUGAAGCCCCCGGGGACCCCCCCGCCCUCCUCCCGCAAGCUGAUCCACCUGAUCCCCGGAUUCACAGCACUGCACCGGAGCAAGUCGCACGAGUUCCAGCUUGGGACCCGCGUGGACGAGGCCCACACGCCCAAAGCCAAGAAGAAGAGCAAGCCCCUGAACCUGAAGAUCCACAGUGCAGUGGGCAGCUGCGAGAACAUUCCUUCCCAGCAGCGCUCCCCUCUCCUGUCCGAGCGCUCGCUGCGCUCCUUCUUCGUGGGGCAUGCGCCCUUCCUGCCCUCCACCCCGCCGGUGCACACCGAGGCCAAUUUCUCUGCAAACACACUGUCAGUGCCACGCUGGUCCCCGCAGAUCCCACGCAGAGACCUCGGCAACUCCAUCAAGCACAGGUUCUCCACUAAGUACUGGAUGUCUCAGACAUGCACAGUCUGCGGGAAAGGGAUGCUUUUUGGCCUCAAGUGUAAAAAUUGCAAGUUAAAGUGCCACAACAAAUGUACCAAAGAAGCCCCACCCUGUCAUCUCCUGAUCAUCCACCGAGGAGAUCCAGCAAGGUUGGUGCGGACCGAGUCAGUCCCAUGUGACAUCAACAACCCUGUCCGGAAGCCAGCCCGCUACUCGGAUCUGCACGUCAGUCAGACGCUCCCCAAGACCAACAAAAUCAACAAGGACCACAUCCCUGUCCCUUACCAGCCAGACUCCAGCAGCAACCCCUCCUCCACGACGUCCUCUACACCCUCCUCACCAGCACCCCCACUUCCUCCUAGUGCCACCCCGCCUUCUCCACUGCACCCUUCCCCACAGUGCACAAGACAACAGAAGACCUUCAACCUGCCAGCAUCCUACUACAAGUACAAGCAGCAGUUCAUCUUCCCAGAUGUGGUGCCCGUGCCAGAGACGCCCACCCGGGCACCUCAGGUCAUCCUGCAUCCGGUAACCUCAAAUCCAGUCUUGGAAGGAAAUCCAUUACUUCAAAUUGAAGUGGAGCCCACCUCCGAGAAUGAAGAAGCCGAGGAGUCGGAGGAUGACUUUGAGGAGAUGAACCUGUCUCUCCUGUCAGCCAGGAGCUUCCCGCGCAAGGCCAGCCAGACCAGCAUCUUCCUUCAGGAAUGGGACAUCCCUUUUGAGCAGCUGGAGAUCGGCGAGCUCAUCGGGAAAGGUCGCUUUGGGCAGGUGUACCACGGCCGCUGGCACGGGGAGGUGGCCAUCCGGUUGAUUGACAUCGAGCGGGACAAUGAGGACCAGCUCAAGGCCUUCAAGCGGGAAGUGAUGGCCUACAGGCAGACGCGGCAUGAGAACGUGGUGCUCUUCAUGGGCGCCUGCAUGAGCCCGCCCCACCUGGCCAUCAUCACCAGCCUCUGUAAAGGACGGACACUCUACUCUGUGGUGAGGGACGCCAAGAUCGUCUUGGAUGUCAACAAAACCAGGCAGAUUGCCCAAGAAAUUGUAAAAGGCAUGGGUUACCUCCACGCCAAGGGCAUCCUUCACAAGGACCUCAAAUCAAAGAACGUCUUCUACGACAACGGCAAAGUGGUCAUCACAGACUUCGGGCUCUUCAGCAUUUCCGGGGUGCUACAAGCUGGCAGGAGGGAGGACAAGCUUCGCAUCCAGAACGGCUGGCUGUGCCACCUGGCUCCUGAGAUCAUCCGCCAACUGUCCCCUGACACCGAGGAAGACAAACUCCCCUUCUCCAAGCACUCGGACGUCUUUGCUCUUGGCACCAUUUGGUAUGAGCUCCAUGCCAGGGAGUGGCCUUUCAAGACCCAGCCGGCAGAGGCCAUCAUCUGGCAGAUGGGCACCGGCAUGAAACCCAACCUCAGCCAGAUUGGCGUGGGAAAAGAAAUCUCCGACAUUCUUCUCUUCUGCUGGGCCUUUGAGCAGGAAGAGCGGCCCACCUUCACCAAGCUCAUGGACAUGCUGGAGAAACUGCCCAAGAGAAACCGCCGCCUGUCGCACCCGGGACACUUCUGGAAGUCUGCAGAGCUGUGACCAUGGACAUGGGCCCGUGUUGGCUGCCUCAGCUCCCGAGCCACCUCUCCUUCCCUGCUCUGCCCUCUGCCAGCUCAGGAGGACCCAGGCUCACCAUCAGAUGGUCCCGACCCAGCCAGCCUAAGAGCACUGCACAGAGGCACUGGGGG
This is a messenger RNA of Jaculus jaculus (lesser Egyptian jerboa), 3690 nucleotides long. RefSeq names its product kinase suppressor of ras 2 (gene Ksr2). The coding region runs from base 704 to 3541 and encodes 945 amino acids. The record is from RefSeq and is a predicted model, not a curated record. Lineage: Eukaryota; Metazoa; Chordata; Mammalia; Rodentia; Dipodidae. Gene Ontology annotation, biological process: protein phosphorylation. Gene Ontology annotation, molecular function: ATP binding; protein kinase activity. The transcript has 20 exons.